AGCUAAAACAAACAAUCCUAGAGCAGCUAACCAAGUUGCCUACUGAAACUUCAUACACUCGCUGUUGUGUCUAAAGUUAGCAGGCUUUUAUAUAACACUCAAUGUUGAAGGAACCACCAAGGACAGUAUAAUUAUUCGAGUACUCUAAAAUCCAGCAAAUAUACGGAGCAGACGAUUUUUAUUCGCAUAUAUAGCCUGGCUUUGUACGAAGAUUAAUUGGAAGGUUUUGUAGGUGCAAAGAAAAGCAACAAACACCAUGAAUUCGAUCACGGUAUUGUCGAUAUUGAUGUUACAGCUGGCAGUGAAAGGUGCAUUUUCUGUAAGUUUAACCAUCACCCCAGGAUUUUCCACUGUAGAACCAGUGACAACAGAUGUACCACAAACAGUUCGACCAAUUACUCCUCCCCCUCCACCCUCUCCACCACCGGCACCUCCGGCUUCUCUUUUCACAUCUGUAAACGGCUCAACUGUUGCGCCACCAACGAGUAUGACGCCUGUCAGAACAACGAUCAUUGCGCCGACAAUAACUAUCACUAGCCUGGUUCCAAAUUCACCAAGUUCUGCGGCUCCAUCAGUUUCCACGGUUACUAAACCCUCUCCAGUUGCUACAACCCCAGGAGAUGGUGAUGAAUGUAAGAAAGGAAAUGACUGCGAGCAAGUUUGUGUGAAUACGCCUGACGGUCAUGAAUGUCAAUGCUUGGAAGGAUACAUGCUGUGGAGGGACAAGACCAGCUGCCAAGAUAUUGAUGAGUGUAAUUCAAUCUAUAAUGAUUGCCCGGUGAACACAAAAUGUGUUAAUUCUGUCGGUACAUACACUUGCGAAUGCAUUGAGGGGUAUAAAAAGAACAAUGACGGGGACUGUGUCGAUGUUGAUGAAUGUUCAGAAGUAUCUAGACCAUGUCCUUCAAAUUCUGUUUGUGAAAAUACUGAGGGUUCCUACAUCUGUAAUUGCGAUGAUGGUUAUUUUCAGAAUGGUGGCAGUUGUACAGAUAUUGAUUAUUGUGAGAUGGGAAACGACUGUGAGCAAAUAUGUAGAGAUGGCACGUCAUCCUUCACAUGUGACUGUUACGCAGGAUAUACACUCAAUUCUGACGGCAAGACUUGUAAAGAUGAUGGAGAAGACUGUUCACUCACAUGCAUUAAUGGGUAUUGCGUAGCUGGACGCUUUGGAGACAGCUGCAGGUGUUCACCUGGCUAUGAAAUGAAGGAUGAUAACGGUACCAUUUCGUGUGUAGACAUCAAUGAAUGUAUUCCUACCACGCUACCAGAAAUUCCUUUCAGAAAAUGUAAAAGUUUAUGUGAAAAUUUUGAUGGAUCUUAUAAAUGCAGUUGUUUCAAUGGACAAAUCCAAGCGCCAGAUGAACGUACAUGUAUUGAUAUCGACGAAUGCGCAGACGACGCGUUGAAUGACUGCGCACCCCCAUCGGAAGGCGGUAAUUGUACUAAUCUUGAAGGCGUGCGGAAAUACACAUGCUCUUGUAUGCAAAAUUACCAAGGCAACGGUAGAACAUGUGAAGUCAUGGAUACAUGUUCGAAAAUUCCAUGUGAAGGGGAGAACUUUAUCUGUGAGAAUUAUCCUGGUGGCCGUAGGUGUCUCUGUGAGCCAGGUUUCUAUAUAUCUGAAGAUGGCAUUGCCUGCAAAAAAGCUGAAAAAACAUAUGCCACAGUUCUUGUAAUGAAAGGUCCACAGGAUAUAUUCACGUACGAUUUAGAAGAUAAGGCAAGCGAUGCUUACUUAGAGUUGGCUUCUGAAACUGAACAAAGUUUGGAUUAUGAAUUCAAGAAGAAGUAUGGGAGUGCUUUUCUAAAGUGUACAGUGGAAUCAUUUGAAUCUGGCAGUAUUGUAGCAAACGUAGCAACAUAUUUUAAUUCUGAGUUUAAAGGCGAUGUAGCUGAUGUCAACAAAUUUUUACAGGAUGAAGCCAUUUAUUGUAACAAAAACAUCUGUUGUAUUGGAACCAUCUGUAACAUUGAUACUUCUAAAUCAGUCGUCGAAGGUAAAACAACAUUUUUUUUUAAUUUUUUUUUUAAAUUCUGUUUGGGAUGAUGUGACGUUUAAUGU
Messenger RNA from Anneissia japonica, 2062 nucleotides. Its product is annotated as latent-transforming growth factor beta-binding protein 1-like. The record is from RefSeq and is a predicted model, not a curated record. Lineage: Eukaryota; Metazoa; Echinodermata; Crinoidea; Comatulida; Comatulidae. The transcript has 15 exons. Gene Ontology annotation, molecular function: calcium ion binding. The coding region runs from base 257 to 2047 and encodes 596 amino acids.